AUGUCAUCUUCAGCAGAAACGGUAGCGAACAUCGAAGGGCUCCUUAAGCAGAUCCUCAUAUCGGUUCCAGCUCCAUCUCUGAUCCGCUUCAAGUGCGUCUCCAAGCACUGGCUCUCUCUCAUUUCCGACCCCGACUUCUGUCGCCGCCACACUCUCCGAAACCCUAACCCCAAAAUCUCAGCUUUCUUCUCUUCCCAAACCAAUGAAGACACCACCAUCAACUCCAUCACUCUCGGCAGCCCAGCCGGUAAUCCCUUCAAAACUCUCGCCAAUUCCGCCUCCGCGUUGAGGAUUCUUCAGUCCUGCAAUGGCCUCUUCCUCUGCUAUGUCGAAUUCCCCGGAGAAGAAGAAGAAAGAAACUAUCCUCCUGUAUAUGUCGUCAAUCCCACCACCAACAAAUUCCGCGCUCUCUCUGCUCCAAGCCUUGCGAAGAAGGAGGAAGUGUAUAUGUUUGUGAGGUAUGGUUUGGCUUUCGACCCUUCGAAAUCGCCUCAUUACACUGUGGUGUGUGUCAGUCACGACAUUCUCCGUGGCAAGCGCCACAGCAUAGAGAUAUAUUCGUCGGAGACCGGAACUUGGGUGAAGCGUUUCAAGGCUCUUUUCUUCCCUAGCCCUUCCGACGAGGGCAGGCACAUUGAUACUCGCAGAAUGCCUAUGCAUUUUGAUGAGAGGAGCAGGGAAGGGGCAGUGUAUUGCAACGGCGCAAUUCAUUGGAUAAGAAACAGAUGGGAAGCGAGCCUGCCAUUCUGCUCGGAGACAGAUGGUGUGGUCGAAACAGUUGGAUUCGAAAGAAGUAAAUUGGAUGUGUUGCACUACUAUGACAUAGGUGAAGAAAGUCUGCGGCUCGCUGCUGCUACUCCUCCAGUUCCUUUGGUUGUGAAAAACAUUCCGUUGGAGAAAGAACAAAACUUUCCUACUGAGUUUCCCCAUUUGAUUGAUAGAUACUUUGGCGAGUCAGGUGGUGGCUGUUUGUAUUUGAUUGAGGUUUUUGAGCAUUGUAGGACUCAAUUUGAGGUGAUGGAGAUGGAGAGGGACUACUCUGGCUGGUUUGUUAAGUACCAUGUUGAUCUUAGUCCGGUGGUCGCACCUCGUCCUGGACAGGACCCUAAUGCUUUUGUUGUCUUGUUCCUUUCACGAGAUGUGGAAACAGAUGGUGAGGAUUCUUCAACUGAUCUUUGGUUGCAUAUGCCUGGUAAGGUCGUGUCUUAUAAUCUCAGGACUAAGAGCUUCAAGACAUCUGUUGAGUUAGCCAAUAGGGAACUUUUUCUAGCAUUAGAUGAUGAUGAAUAUGAGGGUGAUAACUAUCCUUACAUGGAGACUUUAGCUUGUGUGUAA
Rosa chinensis is the source of this 1335-nucleotide messenger RNA. RefSeq names its product F-box protein At5g07610. The transcript has a single exon. Bases 1 to 1335 code for a protein of 444 amino acids. Lineage: Eukaryota; Viridiplantae; Streptophyta; Magnoliopsida; Rosales; Rosaceae. Gene Ontology annotation, molecular function: protein binding. The record is from RefSeq and is a predicted model, not a curated record.